UAGAUCUUCGUGUGUUAUUCUUGAAGACUUCCUGGAUCGGGGCGAUUGAUUGAAAUACUUAUAAGUUCAAACCUCUGAUGUCCAGUGAAUAAUCAUGAAACGACAUCUAGAAGAGCAAGGAGAGCCAGUGUUUCCUGGUCGGCGUAUGGAGCAGGGUGCAGCAGGGUACCAGCACCCCCGUAUCCUGGCCCCAGCCCCAGCACACGCCUCUGUGUACGACCUGCCCACCGGUGCAGGAGAGAACAUGCCAGGCAGUCUGCAGUAUCCUGCUGUACAGGGCUAUCAGGUUGCAUCAGUGAGUCAGUCAGGAGCUGCGACUCACCACUCCCACCCUGCUGUCGUCCAUGCCACGCCCCACCAGGCUCAGCAACAGGCGCACCAGCAGCAGGGGCUGCACCAGGCACAUGCUCACACACAGGCACACGUAGCCCUGGUUGGGCAGCAGCAACAACAACAGCAGCAACAGCACCAGCAGCAACAGCAGCAGUUCCAGCGACUCAAGGUGGAGGAUGCCCUGUCUUACCUAGAUCAGGUCAAGCUGCAGUUCGGCAACCAGCCACAAGUCUAUAACGACUUCCUGGACAUUAUGAAGGAGUUCAAGUCACAAAGUAUUGACACUCCCGGUGUCAUCAACCGGGUGUCCAACCUGUUUAAAGGCCACCCAGACUUGAUCGUGGGCUUCAACACCUUCCUGCCGCCGGGGUACAAGAUCGAGGUCCAGACGUCCGACGGACAGGUGAGCGUAAGCAGCCCCGGGGGAAACACGACGCUGACUCACGCUGGGAUCCCGCGCCCACAGACACCAGUCAUGACUCAGCAACAACCUGUGCAACAUUCGCCAACCCAACAGCAGCCUCCCAGCCAGAGCCAGGCGUCGUUCCCCCCUGUACAGCAGACUAGUGCAGGUCCCACCAUGGUCCAGGCACCCCAGCUCAGCUCAUCACCUAACACACAGGGCAGCCAACCUGUGGAGUUCAACCAUGCUAUCAACUAUGUCAACAAGAUUAAGAACCGUUUCCAAGGCCAGCCGGACAUCUACAAGGCUUUCCUGGAAAUACUUCACACAUACCAGAAGGAGCAGAGAAACAUCAAAGAGGGCUAUGCCACAGCCCCUACCCUGACAGAAGCAGAAGUGUAUGCUCAAGUGGCAAAGCUGUUCCAGAACCAGGAAGACUUGCUGGCAGAAUUUGGCCAGUUCCUCCCUGAUGCCAAUGCUGCAGCAGCUCAGUUUGUAAGUGCUGCUCAGUUUGCUGCCCAACAGCGAGAGGUACAACAGAGGGAGGCACAGGUCAGAAAUGACCACGGCUCGACGGUCAAGAAACAGAGCAGCUUCAGUAAGGCACAGAGAGGGAACCACGUGCGCCGGCCGGGCGGGCCCAUGGGCUCCGUACCGCCCAAGAAAAUGAAGACAGGACUCAAAGACAUCUCCCUAGCAGAAGCAGGCAAGCAUGGCACACUGACAGAGUUUGCCUUCUUUGACAAGGUGAGGAAGGCUCUCCACAGUCAGGAUGUGUAUGAGAACUUCCUGCGAUGUCUGGUCUUGUUCAACCAGGAAGUAAUCUCCAGGGCAGAGCUGGUGCAGCUCGUCACUCCUUUCUUAGGAAAAUUCCCCGAGCUCUUCAACUGGUUUAAGCAGUUCCUGGGGUAUCAGGAGUCAGACCGUAUCGAAGCUCUCCCCAUGAAGAGUGAGAAGGGGUCAGAGGGCAAACACAUGGAGAUAGAUUAUUCCUCAUGCAAGCGGCUUGGCUCAAGUUACCGUGCUCUGCCCAAGUCCUUCACACAGCCUAAGUGCAGUGGCAGAACAGUCCUCUGUAAACAGGUGUUAAACGACACGUGGGUGUCCUUCCCCUCCUGGUCUGAAGACUCCACGUUUGUGACGUCCCGCAAAACCCAGUAUGAGGAACACAUCUACAGGUGUGAGGACGAGAGAUACGAGCUGGAUGUGGUGUUGGAAACAAACCUGUCCACCAUCCGUGUGCUGGAGGCUGUUCAGAAGAAGCUGUCUCGGAUGUCGUCGGAGGAGGCCGCCAAGUUUCGCCUGGACUCCUGUCUCGGAGGGACAUCAGAGGUCAUCCAUCGGAAAGCCAUUCAGAGAAUAUAUGGAGACAAAGCUCCGGAUAUCAUCGAAGGUCUGAGGAAGAACCCAGCUGUUGCCGUACCAUUGGUCCUACGCAGGCUGAAAGCUAAGGAAGAGGAGUGGAGGGAAGCCAAGCGUGGGUUUGACAAGAUCUGGCGAGAACAGAAUGAGAAGUACUACCUGAAGAGUCUGGACCACCAGGGCAUCAACUUCAAACAGACCGACUCCAAGGCACUCCGCUCCAAGAGCUUCCUCAACGAAAUCGAAACCAUAUUUGAUGAGAGACAGGAAGCAGCGGCAGAGGGCGCCGGUGACGUGAGCGGGGCGCACAUCGUGCUGACGUACCAGGACACGGGGAUCAUGGACGACGCGGCGGGACUGGUGGUGUACCACAUGAAACGGCAGACCAGCAUUCACAAGGAGGACAAACAGAAAAUCAAAUGGCUGUUGUACCAGUUCCUGCCGGACUUCUUCUACCUGCCUCGAGGCAAACUGAGCGAUGAUGAGAUGGAGGACAGGGAUGAUGAUGGUGAGGCUGAAGCCUGUAGGAACCUGGCAGCCCUGAAGCAGGCCAUCAUCAGCCCCCCUCCACUGUCGACUAUGGGAGCCAAACCUCCGCUCAGGGGACUGGACCCGGACGGCUGCUCGCUGCUGCUGGGGAACAACAACUGGUACCUGUUCCUGCGGCUGCACCACAUCCUGUGUGAGCGGCUGCUGAAGGUGUACAAGCAGGCCAUGCUCAUCGCUGAGCAGGAGGGCAGAGGGCAGCGCCGCCACGAGUCAACCGCUGUGGCCCUGCGGCUGAAGGCAUCCUCUGACAUUGACCCAGAAGAAUACUACCCUGUGUUUCUGGAGAUGGUGAGGAACCUGUUAGAUGGAAACCUGGAGCCCACACAGUAUGAGGACCAGCUGAGGGAGAUGUUUGGCAUCCAUGCCUACAUCACCUUUACUAUGGACAAACUCAUCCAGAACAUUGUUAGACAGCUGCAGCACCUGGCAUCAGACGAGGUGUGUUUACAGCUGACAGACCUGCACCUGCAGGAGGUGCGGACAGGUGGCCUGCAGCCGUCCGCAGACACAGCAAACACGGGGCAGGUGGAGCUGGCCUAUCAGCACAAAGCUGAGCAGAUCGUCGCAGAUGAGAACCUCUUCAGGAUUGUCUAUAUCCCUGCUGCGCACAAGCUGACUCUGGAACUACUGGACACAGAAGGGGACCAGUCUGAUGACCCUGUGGAAGUGGAGAAGUGGUCGGACUAUGUGGAUAAGUAUGUGAAUAACGAGACUCCAGUUGCACCAGACCUGCGACAACAGAUGUCCAAGAAACCAGUCUUCCUGCCCAGAAACAUCCGUCAGACUCAGAGACAGCAUGCAGAACAGGAGGGACCUGGUGAUGAGGUGGGGAAGUGGGACAAUCCACUGGGAGGGGUGGAGGUAAAGGCAAACAUGGAGUGCAAGUUCAACCUGAAUUCUUACAAGAUGGUUUACGUCGUCAACUCUGAGGACUACAUGUAUCGGCGCACAGCCAUCAGACGAGCAAGAGAGUCUCACAGACAGGUGUUCAGGGUCAUGCACAAGAGAUUCUCUCACUGGUGGAACAACUGGCAGAAGGAGCAUGUCAGUCCUGCUGAGGAGGCCCAGACUCAGGACUGGUUGUUGGGCCGUGUGGAUGGCCUGGUGCCCUGCCAGACCUCCAGCCGACCACAGGCCAUGGAGAACUGUCACUACACCAAGUACGUGGUGGAGUAUGGGCCCCAGGAACAGACGUGAAGCUAGUCUAUUCAACAGUCUUAUCCCUUGUACAUAGAGCAUAGACUUAACAAAACCAACGAACUGAACAAUACCAGAACACAAACUCUGAUAGGUUUAUUCAACUUUUUAGGAAAUGUUACCCUACAAGACCACUCAAGGGCCAUUUAAAACCUACUCUAUGUGGACAGGUGGUAAAUAUUGACAGGAUUCGUAAUGCUUGUGUCGAGGAAAAUAUAUCUAAAGGAUUACCAAAAAGUGGUCACAUUGGCCAGGUGGUCCUUGUGUAGAGUCGAUCACUUGUAUAGCUUCAUUAUUGUCCAUAUAUCACAAAAAAAGGACACUGAAGUUGUAGGUACUUCAGUCAUUUUGUUGUGUUGUAAUAGUUAUCCAUCCCUGUCUUUCUCAGUGGAGAUACAACAAAGACAGUAACAGCUGGCAGUUUCUAUUCCCAAUGUGUUAUGAUCCAUUCCAGUUCUGUUUUAAAGUAUCUUUAGACUUGGUGGAAGAUGUAUAAAGGAACAUGAUGAAGAUAGUAGGAGACAUGGGCACACAGCUGUAAAAAUGUUAAGAAAACCAGUCAUGUUACUACAAGUAUUGAGUCAGUUAGAUUAUGGUAGAUCUAAGAGUAGAGUUUCCAAGUGAAAGUGUUUAUUAAAUGUAAGAAGAAUGAGAGUUGGAAAGUAAGGUCCAGGACCAUGUAUAUUCCAGCAUAUCUUCAUGUACUUCAAGCUUAUUAAAAACAAAGAACUUUUAUGCUGUUGAAA
Molecule: messenger RNA, 4590 nt
Organism: Branchiostoma floridae (Florida lancelet)
Lineage: Eukaryota; Metazoa; Chordata; Leptocardii; Amphioxiformes; Branchiostomatidae
Product: paired amphipathic helix protein Sin3a-like
Exons: 28
Coding region: 95-3844 (1249 amino acids)
Biological process (GO): negative regulation of transcription by RNA polymerase II
Cellular component (GO): chromatin
Molecular function (GO): transcription corepressor activity
Source: RefSeq, a predicted model, not a curated record